GUAAAGGCCGCUUACUCUAAAUUUGACAUUCCAUAAAAAGUAAACUGUUUGAAAAGGCUUUGUGGAAAUUUGUUAAUUGUAAUUGCAUUCGUAAGAUCAUAAGAAUUACAACUUGAACAUCAAUUAUCGUCAAUGGCAAGGUGAUCGUGUUUGUAGAUACCAGGUGAUGAGAACUGGAGGCAAUGUCUUUGACAAGAAGCAUCCGAGUCUGGGUGAAGGCGGAACCAUUCAGCUAUGGUGCCCUGCCGGUGGCACCACAUCCCAAACUCACUCACAGUAAUAUCAAGAAGAUUGUACUGUAUGCAAAGAACAAAGGGUCUCCUGGAUUUCCAAACAUCAGCUACUCCGUAUGGAAACACAUUGCCUGUAACAAGCUGCACCUGUCAGAGGACCUGGCCUGGAUGUACUUCUCCCUCUGUCAUCUGCUGUGCGACACCAAGUACCCUGUUGAACGUCUGGAGUGGGAUGAGACGUACCUCACAGCACAGUCACGCUCUUCCAGAGAUGACUUGCGGAGCAGGCUGUGUGUGGACACGUACAAGUUUGUGUUGUUCCUGUACAUCCAGCAGCUGUUCCGCGUGUCCCUCAGGGCAUCACUGGUCGCAGGAGAUGAAUGGCCGUCAAUGUCCUCAUCUUCUGAGUUUGAAGGUCGUUCCACUCCAAGAGGAACAAAGUCUCUAGAUGACCACGGCCACAUGGUGUUUGUGCUGUCACAUCUCCCAGAGAUUCUCGAGCUACUCACAGAACAAGAGGGGUCAGGCCAGCAGGGUCUGGCUAGUGGACCAUGUAUGACGGAGAGGGCAGUCGAUGCUUUGGGCUUCCUGAUGGCAGGGUCCAUGGACAAGUUCAAGUGAAACCUCUCCCCACUGAAGGACAUAGCAUCACUGCAGACCGUCCAGUCCAGCAGUGGAUACUCGAAGAUGACUCGAGCCUUCACGGUGCGUCUCUUCCAGACCUGGAUCAAGGACUGCCUUGUCCAGAACCCGUUCGGAAUAUCAGCCUGUAUUGCCACAGGGAUGAGACUCUCCUGGCCAUUUGCAGGAGAGGAGGGCAAGGGAGACGUCCCCACUCGAAGCAAACGUGGGAAGAUUGCAACAAACGCCAACAUCAUCCCUAAGGAGCAUAUGAAAGGCAACAAGAUGAUCAUAAUGAGUCAAGUCAGUAAGGAAACUAUAGCAAGGAGCUCCAACACCUUGGAGUUGAGCAGCAUGAAGAUCCAUCGGAGCCACCACUCCUACCUGUAUCUUCUGUCACCGCUAAGAUCGGUGACGAUAGAGAAGUGUCGGAAUACAACUGUUGUGUUGGGGCCAGUGGAGACAUGUGUGCACCUGAGCAACUGUGAAAAUGUUACAGUCAUAGCCGUGUGUCGCUCCAUCAUGGUCAGUGGUUGUACUCUGUGUACCCUGCACCUGCUGACCCCAACACGACCCAUCCUGCUGAGUGGGAACGAUACCAUCCUCCUGGCUCCGUACCACACGUUCUACCCCCAGCUGGAGGAACACAUGUCUCUAGUGGGCAUCUCCGCAUCUCUCAACCACUGGGACCAGCCGCUGUGUGUGGGACCUGACCACCGAGACGAGACACCUGUCUGGGAAAUAAUGCCAGUCCAUGAGUUCUUCACCUUCACUGUGCCCUUUCACAUGGAGGGCCCCACCAAGUCAAUUCCUGGAGGUCUGGCCAGCCGGUAUCAGAAGGCGGUCAGCCAGCGGCACAAGGAGAUUGACCGAUGGCAGAAGAUGGUGAAGGACGCAGGACUGACUCGGGACCAACGCAAGGAGUUCCAGAGUCUUGUUGAGACCAGGUUCCAUGUGUGGCUGUCCGAGAUGGGGCACAAGAAGGAACUGGAUAGUCUGGUGUUACCCUUACAGUCACAUGGGAAGAGAUAAGACUCACCUCAACAGUGUUACCCUUACAGUCA
Molecule: messenger RNA, 1918 nt
Organism: Haliotis rubra (blacklip abalone)
Lineage: Eukaryota; Metazoa; Mollusca; Gastropoda; Lepetellida; Haliotidae
Product: TBCC domain-containing protein 1-like
Exons: 19
Biological process (GO): maintenance of centrosome location; maintenance of Golgi location
Cellular component (GO): spindle pole centrosome
Source: RefSeq, a predicted model, not a curated record